This is a messenger RNA of Hyalella azteca, 1626 nucleotides long. RefSeq lists its product as uncharacterized. The transcript is spliced from 8 exons. The record is from RefSeq and is a predicted model, not a curated record. Gene Ontology annotation, cellular component: nucleus. The coding region runs from base 223 to 1626 and encodes 467 amino acids. NCBI's taxonomy places the organism in Eukaryota, Metazoa, Arthropoda, Malacostraca, Amphipoda, Hyalellidae.
UAGUAGGAUGUAGUUAUGGUCCGUUCCGACAACAGUGCCAUUGAUACCUGCUGCCAUGCCAGACACUGUAAAUCAACUUCGCAUGAUAAUAGAUUUGAAGACAUUAAUUGAGCGUUAAAUGACGUACACAGUGGGAUGAAGUACAGCUUUGCAUAAAGUUCUUCAGACAAGAAAAUCACUUUAACUUUGAGCCUCACAAGCGUCGCAUUUUGAAGAGGCAGCAUGGGGGUGCGGGGGUUGCAGAGCUACCUUGAGAGCCACUGCAGUGCGGCGUGCUACAACGUCAACCUGGGCAAGCUGUCCGCCGAGUACCAGCGGCGGACCAAGAAGACACCCCUGAUCGUAGUGGACGGGAUGUCGUGCCUGCGUAAGAUGUACGGCAAACUCAACUGGGUGUGUGGGGGGCAGUGGCUCGGCUACAUCGACCACAUCAAGAACUUCGUCAAGAGCUUGCAGGGCCACAACUACAAACUCGUCUUUUUCUUCGACGGCAACACCCCGAGAAGAAAGCGGGAGACGUGGAUCCACCGCCGAGUGGAGAACCUCAAGGACGUCACCAACUUCUUCCUCCUCAUCAAGAUGAACAAGGAGCUGGAGCACGGCAAGCACUUCUUCCUGCCCACCGGCCUCGCCGCCUUCACCCCACUCAUCUUCAAGGUGGGUUACUUCACCCCACUCAUGAUCAAGGUGGGUGUCAUCUACCCACUCAUGUUCAAGGUAGGUUACUUCACCCCACUUAUCUUCAAGGUGGGUUACUUCACCCCACUCAUCUUCAAGGUGGGUGUCAUCUACCCACUCAUGUUCAAGGUGGGUAACGACGUCAUCCACCAGGAGCAGCUGCUGAACUUCCACAAGAUGAUCCUGUCGUCGAGCUACUUCCAGGGGCGCACGUCCCUGCGUCUGCCCCCCGAGGUGCUCAUCCCGCGGGUGGCCAACUUCAUCCAGAACCAGCCUCCCAUGAGCCAGCUGCAGCACCAGCUGCCCCAGCUUGCCAGGGCGGUGUUCCGGGACGAGGGUAUGGUGCCCUCGCUGGUAGAGGGUCUCAAGAUGUACCAGUUGGACAUAUCUGGUCCUGACCAGUACCAGCCCAUCAGUGAAGAGACCAUCAAGCAGGUCAGCGACGCGCCAGACUACGUGGAGGAAUGGUGCAUGUACAACGGCAACACAUUCGAGGCCCCAGACCGCGUCCAGCCCGAGGAGCUGCUAGGGGGGACGCCCUCCAUCGAGGAGCUCUGGAACGGCGACGCGGAGCUGAAGUGGAGGACCUUCUGUGACGUCAUCCACCCCGACCUGCACGACAGCUGCCUCAGCCGCCUCAGAGCCUGCCUCAUCAUCCCCACCGCCAUCCUCUUCUACAUGCAGGUGCGUCAUCAUCCCUCCUCAUCAUCCCCACGCUCCAUCUUUAAACCUACGUUUCAUCACCCACACCGCCAUCCUCUUUACUUUUCGCUCCUCCUCUCAUCGCCCUCACCCCUCACUCCACCGUUCCCUCUCACCACCCUCACCCCUCACUCCCUCUCACAACCCUCACCCCUCAAUCCUCUCAUCACCCUCACUCCCUCUCACCACCCUCACUCCCUCUCACCACCCUCAUCCCUCACUCCCUCUCACGACCCUCACCCCUGA